Messenger RNA from Brassica napus (rape), 633 nucleotides. RefSeq names its product rapid alkalinization factor 23. NCBI's taxonomy places the organism in Eukaryota, Viridiplantae, Streptophyta, Magnoliopsida, Brassicales, Brassicaceae. The record is from RefSeq and is a predicted model, not a curated record. The transcript has a single exon. The coding region runs from base 13 to 435 and encodes 140 amino acids.
UAAACCUCGUCUAUGUUUCUCUUUCAUCAAAGUUCGUGCACUGAAAAAAAUAUGAGAGGACUCUCCAGAAACUCCGGCACCGCGGCGAUUCUCGCGAUCUUUGCAAUCCUCGCCGUUCAGCACUUGACCGUAGCCGCUGAUUUCCUUCCGUUGGAGACAGAGUGCCGCGGUACCAUCGCCGAGUGCUCGGUUUCCGCCGCGCUCGGAGAAGAAGGAGAUCUAUUCUACGGCGGAGGAAUGGGAGCAGAGUUCGAGAUGGACUCGGAGAUCAACCGGCGCAUGUUAGCGAACAGGAGGUACAUCAGCUACGGUGCGCUGAGGAGAAACAGUGUACCUUGCUCACGACGCGGCGCAUCUUACUACAAUUGCCGACGUGGCGCUCACGCCAACCCUUACUCUCGCGGCUGCAGUGUCAUCACUCGCUGCCGGCGAUAAAUCUGUAACUUUUCUCAAUAUUCUUUUCUUUUUCUUAUAUAUAUUUUCAGAUAAUUUCUCAGUUUCAUUGCAAUAUUCAUACGCAUAUAUAGCUAUAUAUAUAUAUAUAUGUAAAUCUCUCUGGAAAUAAUCUCCGUCAUUGAUGUAAAAGUACCAAGAAAAUAAGCAUGGAAUGGAAUUAGAUAAUGAACGUUGUAA